Molecule: messenger RNA, 1509 nt
Organism: Helianthus annuus (common sunflower)
Lineage: Eukaryota; Viridiplantae; Streptophyta; Magnoliopsida; Asterales; Asteraceae
Product: E3 ubiquitin-protein ligase RDUF2
Exons: 1
Coding region: 146-1267 (373 amino acids)
Biological process (GO): protein ubiquitination
Cellular component (GO): cytoplasm
Molecular function (GO): ubiquitin protein ligase activity
Source: RefSeq, a predicted model, not a curated record
CAAAUUUCCUCUUACUUUCCUCCAAUCUCUUUCUCUACAUGUCUCCCCCCUUCAAUUUCUACAAUAUAUUAAUAUACAACCCACUCACAAUCCCUAAAUCAUUUACUUACUUCCACACAGCUUCAACAGAUCUCAUAUUUCCAAAAUGUCCAGGACGACGUCGUAUUGGUGUUACAGAUGCACACGCAUCGUCAGACUCACAACCGAAGACGCCGUCGUUUGCCCAUACUGCGACGGCGAAUUCAUCGAAGCCGUUGAUUCUCCCGCCUCUCCGCCACCUGAAACUCGCCGGAGAACCUCCACCUACUCUCUCUCCGGCAACAACCGGUCAGAUCUGAGGCUCCGCCGGCGUAACAGAGGCGACAGAUCUCCGUUCAAUCCAGUAAUCGUCCUCCGCGGCGGCGGCGACGGCGUCGCCGAUGAUAAUUCCAGCGGCGGAGACAGAGGUUUCGAGCUCUACUACGACGACGGAGCUGGUUCCGGUCUCCAACCGCUGCCGCCGACAAUUUCAGAGUUUUUGAUGACGUCAGGUUUUGAUCGGUUGUUAGAUCAGUUAUCGCAGAUUGAUAUUAACGGAUUAGGUCGAACGGAGAAUCCGCCGGCGGAGAAAUCCGCCGUGGAAGCGAUGCCGGUGGUUGAGAUCUCGGAUAUCCACGUCAGCAAUGAGUUGCACUGUGCUGUUUGUAAAGAAGAGUUUGUUAUUGGAGUUGAAGCACGUGAGAUGCCGUGUCGUCACAUAUAUCAUCCUGAUUGUAUUCUACCGUGGCUAAAUGUGCGAAACUCGUGUCCUGUUUGCCGUUACGAAUUGCCAACAGAUUCAACAAAUCUAACAGAUGUAACUAACUCGAACAAUAGCGAACAAAAUGACGAUGAAUUAUCAACCGUUGGAUUGACAAUUUGGAGAUUACCUGGAGGCGGAUUCGCGGUUGGGAGGUUUUCGGGUGGGAGAAGAGGGGGAAGCCGAGGAGGUGAGAGAGAGCUUCCGGUUGUGUAUACGGAAAUGGAUGGAGGGUUUAGUAACGGUUUAGGUACGCCGAGGAGAGUGAUGUGGGAAUCGGGGAGGAAUAGGGGGAAUGGAGAAGGUGGAUUUGGGAGAGUGUUUCGGAACAUGUUUUCGUUCUUUAGGAGGAGAAGGCGUGGGGAUUCGGAUGGUGUGUCGAUGGAUAGGAGUCGAAGUGUGUCGAGUUCGGUUUUUGGUAGAAUGAGGAGUAGGGGAAACAGGACUUGGAAUUUGGAUGAGGAAAAUGGUUUGCCAAUGUAUGUUUAAGUUUUAAAUGGAUGUUUAAAAGUUUAAGUUGUGUAUAUAAGUUUGAUUCAGAUUUUGUGCAAGUGAAAAAGAAAUGGAGAAUGCAGCCAUUUGUGGUAAAGAAAUGCUGCUGGUUUUUGUUAAAAAAAGCUAAAUUAAAGGCAUUUUGAUGAAGAUAUGGGCAGGUUUUGAUUUUGUUCAUCUGUAGAUUUGUGUUAAGUUCAUUAUGUUAAAUGUUUAGAAUAUAUAAUCAUCUUAAUCCU